AUGCCUCGCGACUACGAUGAUAACGAUCAUCGUCUCGGCGGAGUCACCCCAACCUCCAUUUUUAUGCGACCCUUCAGCACCUGCACUGCUAUAUCCCUUCUACAACGUCAAAUUACCGAUUCCCAACCACGCUCACGAUGUCGUUUCACGACUUACUUUAGACGAGAAAGUUUUGUAGUUGGUUCACGGAGCGUCGGGGAUUCCUCGCCUUGGGAUCUCCGCUUACGAGUGGUGGUUGGAGGCAUUGCACGAUGGACCGGUGCUGUACUACUUAACGGGAACACAUUGAAUUACUUCGGGAAGAACAUCCCCAUUAACCUCGUCCUGGCUAUCGUUGCAGAGGUUGUUCUUGUUGGUGGUGCUGAAUACUAUACAAUCACCAAUGGCAUGGAUUUUGAGGUCAAACUGUACCCUGGUGGGCCAUUUGACCCAUUGGGAUUGGCUAAUGAUCCGAACUAG
This is a messenger RNA of Lactuca virosa, 459 nucleotides long. The record is from the annotation of a GenBank genome assembly. NCBI's taxonomy places the organism in Eukaryota, Viridiplantae, Streptophyta, Magnoliopsida, Asterales, Asteraceae.